Molecule: messenger RNA, 1597 nt
Organism: Prunus mume (Japanese apricot)
Lineage: Eukaryota; Viridiplantae; Streptophyta; Magnoliopsida; Rosales; Rosaceae
Product: LEAF RUST 10 DISEASE-RESISTANCE LOCUS RECEPTOR-LIKE PROTEIN KINASE-like 2.2
Biological process (GO): protein phosphorylation
Molecular function (GO): ATP binding; protein kinase activity
Source: RefSeq, a predicted model, not a curated record
AAAAGGAACAAACAAAUAAGCAAAGGUCUCACUUAUAUCUUAGCUUUCUUUCUGUGUUCACUUCUAUCAGCUUCAUUUUCUGACAUUUCAUUCUACGCACUAGAGUUUAGCAGAAAAAAAUGAACGACUUCUCAACGCCACCAGAGGCAACCUUCAAUUCCUCCGUGAACAAGAUGGUGACUGCUUCUGUUGUUUCUGGCGUGGUGUUUAUCGUUGCUGUUGCAGCCAUUAUAUACGCCAUUAUUAACUGCGCCAAGAAGGCAGGAAGUAUUCCAAUCUCUGCUCGGAUAGUCGGUAGCGUUGACAGCACCAGCAAGGACUCCAACCAAGUAGCAAUAGACGUAAGAGCUGAUCAGUUUCCGGUAAAAGUUGAUUUUCCAACAACAAUCAAAGGGUUUCUUAGCAACAUGGCAAGAGAGAAGCCUAUAGCUUUCUCACCUAAGCAAAUUGCAGAGUUCACAAAUAAUUAUAACCCCGCCAACUUGUUGGGUUCAGGUGCUUUCGGAGUAGUAUAUAAAGGGCUUCUUGUUGACGGAGUGGAAGUGGCUGUCAAGGUCCUUACCAACAAUAAUAGUGCUAAGAUAGUUGAAGAGCAGUUCAUGGCAGAAGUUGGCACUUUGGGAAGAAUUUGUCACAUGAAUUUGGUUAGACUUUAUGGCUUCUGCUUCGACCCUGAAUUGAAAGCACUUGUCUAUGAGUACAUGGAGAAUGGAUCGCUUGACAAGUUAUUGUUCGACGAGAACAAACAAGUAGAUUUGGAGAAGCUUCAUGAUAUUGCAGUACAAAUAGCACAAGGAUUAGCUUAUUUGCAUGAGGGGUGUGGAAAAAGAAUCAUUCAUUACGAUAUUAAGCCCGAAAAUGUACUUCUUGAUGAGAAUUUGAAUCCAAAGGUUGCAGAUUUUGGCCUUGCAAAGCUUUGCAACAGGGGAAGUAGUCACAUGGUGUUAACCAACGUUAGAGGGACAGCAGGAUAUGCAGCUCCAGAUGUAUGGAAGCCUUAUCCUGUGACUCACAAAUGUGAUGUGUACAGUUUUGGUAUUGUUCUCUUUGAGAUUGUUGGAAGGAGAAGACAUCUUGAUGUUAAUGCAAACGAGUCAAGUGAAUGGCUUCCAAAGUGGACAUGGAACAUGUAUAACAAAAAUGAAUUGGCGGUGUUGGUGUCUCGUUGCGGGAUUGAAGAGAAAGACAGGGAAAAAGCAGAGAGGAUGUUUUUGGUAGCUCUGUUGUGCAUUCAGAACUCACCAGAAGAAAGGCCUCUCAUGAGCAAUGUGGUGAUGAUGCUGGAGGGACAUAUGAUGAUUCCUCCACCACCUUUUCCAUUUGAACAUGGACAAUCUCCUCCACGAAAUUUAUCCCAACGUAGUGGAACAGAUGAAGACUCGAAUACUUCUGCAUCAAGCACAAAGACUUCUAAAAUAAAUGAGAUUGAGCUAGCUGCAGUUGAAUAGGUAAAGAGAUGGCUGUGUAUCUAUCAGUCAAACUCAAAAUUUCAUAUAUUCAUGUUGGUUUUUCGUACUUUGAUGAAAUGGCUUCAUUUAGAAGUGUUGUAUGUAGACUAAUGUAUUUUAAAUGAAAAAUAUACAUGCUCUUUGUUCUU